Conger conger (European conger) is the source of this 1715-nucleotide messenger RNA. It is a transcript of the gene ccdc160, whose product is annotated as coiled-coil domain containing 160. The coding region runs from base 173 to 1258 and encodes 361 amino acids. The transcript has 2 exons. The record is from RefSeq and is a predicted model, not a curated record. Lineage: Eukaryota; Metazoa; Chordata; Actinopteri; Anguilliformes; Congridae.
CCCACAAUGCCAGCAUUUGCUCUUUCUAUUCUAUGGUAGUAGGACGAGAUGUUUUUGUGCAAACGUCACUUCCGACACCUCUGCCGGUGCUUUUCCAUGGUUACGGACAUCUCGGUAGCCGUUUGGAAUCGUCUACUGUUUCAAACCACAGUGAAUGAGAAAGUGAUCAUCAAUGGAUGCAGAGGGAGACAGAGCACUAGAGUUUCCAGCACUAGAUUCAAAUGAAUCCGAUUCUGAGAUGAAGCCAGAGGAGCCGCACUGGGUAGCCCAGCUGUUCCCUCCUCACUUCACCCUGCUCGACCUGCUGGAGGGCAGCGGUGGGAGAGCCAGGCUGGAGGAACCGAGCCCCUCCCUGCAGGCGGCUUCAGAGAAGGAGAACCAGGAGAGGAGACGCAGGGUGCAGGAGAUCUACAGGUCUGCCCUGCAGGAGGUGCAGCUGAGAGAGAGUACACAGAGGAGGGAGAGGCUAUCGAAAAUGAUCAUCAGUGAGGGGGACUUGAAGGAGACCGACCCCAAACGUUCAGGCCGUAAAGGUAGGGUUUCCAGCCAGCCUCCGGAAAAGGAGGUGGUGAAGGAGGAUGAAGAGGAGGAGGGGGAGAGAUGCAUCUGGAACGCGCGGGACCUCUCGGCGCUGCGCAGGGCCGCGCGGGAGGCGGAGCUGGACCGGCGCAGGCUGAGGGCGGAGCUGCGGCAGGCGCGGGCGGAGGCCGGGAGGCAGCGGGAGGAGCGCGGGCGGCUGCAGGAGCUGCUGGACCAGCAGGAGGAGCAGCUGGGCCUGGCCAAACGGGCGGCGGCACAGCUCACUCUCCGCCUGGACGCUCUGAGGGCCGAGGGCCGCGGCAGGGAGACGCAGCUGGAGCUGCGGACGGCAGAGGCCAGGGACAGGGCCCAGGAAGCCCGCAGGGCCACCGCGAGGAUGAGGAAGGCCGAGGAGGAGGCGCAGGAGGCCAGGAGGGAGAACGCCGGCUUGGCGUGGGAGCUGGAGAGGCUGAAGGGCCAGCAGGAGGCGGAGGGGCGGAGGCAGGCCGAGGCUGCCCGGGUGGAGAGCGAGGCGGCCCUGCAGAGGCUGCAGAGGGAGGUGGGGGUGGUCCGGGGGGAGCUGGAGGCUGAGCGGCAGAGCCACACCCGCAGCCAGGCCGCUCUGGAGCUCCUGCGCAGGCAUUUCACUGGACACCCUUCAGAGGACAACAGGCAUUUCACUGGACACCCUUCAGGGGAGAACAGGCAGAGCAAUGCGGACAGGAUAUCAUACAUUUAGGCCUGCAUUCAAUCAAAGUGCGUGUUAAGUUGUAUUGUACAUUUUAUCUGCGCAAAACCAAAGCAUUCCAAGGUCAUUGCUGAACUCUCUAAACUGUAUUGGUGAUGAUAUAACUAGCAGCUUGUGCUUGCCUGUAAUUAGUGAAAGAUAUGCCUCUCCUCAGGUCUGCAGAACCACACCAAUAGCAUUGUGGGGCCUGUUGGGUAAUGUAGUCUAACUCGUGAGGGAAUUCAUCAGAGUGCAAACACAAUGCAUACAAUGGUAACUUGAGUGAAGUGUAAUUUAUGAUGAGAAAUCCUGAGGGGGAAAAAAAUAUAUGAAAACUGAUAGUGCCAUGAAAUAUUGAGGAAAGGAUCAUGUUAAUGUAUGAGAUCAUGGGGGAGUUUGUGGGAAACUUUCUGUAACAGAUGUCCUGCAAGCGAUAAAUAAAAGGUGAAACGGUGUGGUAUGCAAGGAA